This is a messenger RNA of Dermacentor andersoni, 1491 nucleotides long. RefSeq lists its product as uncharacterized. Lineage: Eukaryota; Metazoa; Arthropoda; Arachnida; Ixodida; Ixodidae. The record is from RefSeq and is a predicted model, not a curated record.
CUGGGAAGACCAUCCGAGUAGGUUUGCAAAUAUCCGCUGGACAGUCACGCCGGCAAAGUACCUAGGGGUGCCGCUUGAGCACUACCGUGACGCCGUUGAUUACUGGAAUGCCGAAACUGAAAGGGUUCGUGAAUGUACACUUAAAUGGGGAGGCCGCAAUUUCUCUAUGUUUGCGCGUGCGACAGUGUGCAACCUGUUUGCCGUUGCCAAAAUUUUUUACGUGCUCCAAGCGUUGUGCAUGUCAAGGGCUAACAUACAACGUUUACACAGAGUACUCGCGGUGUUUGUAUGGGGUUUAAGCUGGGAGCGCACCAGUCGCACUAAUCUCUUUCGUUCGGUUAAAAAUGGAGGAUUAGGUCUGGCACAUUUGUUCAUUAGGCAGAUUGUGUCGAGGUUUGUUUAUUUACGGGACCAAAAUGACCCAUUUUUAUUAACUAUGUUUCAAACAAGGCUGAGCGAAGCUAUACCUGAGUUUAUUGUAUCGUCACAUCGGUGCAGUCAAGGCAGAGCGCGUGGUUUCUUAAAAGAGGUAGUCUUGGCUUUUCAGCUCUUAAAGGUUCGGUUUUCCAUGGAAUACUUAAGUAGGGUACCACGAAAGCGCUUAUAUAAGGACCUGGUAGACACAAUCUUACCGGUGCCAUUGUAUCGCUCGAUGUUCUGCAUUGGACCUGAAAAGGACGUACUAAAAAGAGUAAAACGAAUGCCAGUACGCCCGUCGGUGAAGUCCUUCUUUUUCCAGCUCCACACCAAUACUUUACCUGUGAAACCGUGGCUAGAUGAAAAAGGACUUUCCGUGCCUUGGAGCGUCAACUGUUUACUAUGCCGGAAACCCGAAACAGUAGAACACAUUUUCCUUGACUGCUGGGAUGCUGUGUUCCAUUGGGACAUCUUACAGAGAACGCUAAAGAAGGAUUUGCCGAUUACACCAUAUGGGAUUCGUUUCCUGCCUACUCUAAAUGAAGACAAAGUACCCUAUGACAUGUUCAUGCUGGUGUCCUUGCAUAGUUUAUGGAAAACUAGAAUGGCCGUGAGACAUGCCGAAAUAAACGCCCGGCCGGUUAGAGAAUACUUCAUUGAAAGCAUUUGUCAUAUUAAGGAAUUGUACAAUUUUCAAAAAGAAAAACCAACAUGGCUCAGUGUGAUGACUGAGCUAGCGAACUUCAAGCGUUUUUAGCCCUGUGACCGCCAACCAACGGCAGAGAUUUUGUCGUGACUGUUGUGUACUGUUAAAAUGUCUUGUUUUGUAUGUUGCCAUGUCGGUAAUAAAGAAAAAAAAAAAAACUCGUGGCUCAGUGGUAGCGUCUCUGUCUCACACUCCGGAGACCCUGGUUCGAUUCCCACCCAGCCCAUCUUGCAAGUGUUGAGCCAAAGCCACCUAGAAAAAGCGCAGCUGCUUAUAUACCGCCGCGACGCCGCGAGCGACGGCGCGAGUUGGAGCCCCGUUUCUCCUCUGUCGUGACGUCACGGUGUCACGUGGUAUUGAAGGUGACA